Messenger RNA from Raphanus sativus (radish), 2054 nucleotides. RefSeq lists its product as uncharacterized. The record is from RefSeq and is a predicted model, not a curated record. Gene Ontology annotation, biological process: regulation of asymmetric cell division. NCBI's taxonomy places the organism in Eukaryota, Viridiplantae, Streptophyta, Magnoliopsida, Brassicales, Brassicaceae. Bases 464 to 1777 code for a protein of 437 amino acids. The transcript is spliced from 6 exons.
AAGUUCUGUUUUUAAUAAUCCGAAUCCCUCAAAAAAAAAAAAAGUCAAAUCCACGAGAGAUAAAUACUCUCUCGUGCAGUUUCACAGAUCCGAUUUCUCCAAAGCUUUAUGUGUUAUCUUCCCUUUUGAAGCGCCUGUUUAUUUUCCAAGAAAAUACAUCAAAAUCCGAUCUUUUUCACUUUCUCCGAGAAAGUAAAGUUUUCAUCUUUCCAGUUUUAGUUCAAACACACCAGAACAGAGAGUUUGAGCAAAAGGGUAUCAUCUCCAACGAUAUCUCGUGAUUAUGAAGAGAAAGUUUUCAUUUUUUAAGUGAAGGAGAUUUUGAGAAAAUUGGUUGAAGUUAAUGGCUGAAGAAGGCUGAGUCUCUCUGUAUCUGCUGAUCAAAUUGGUUCUUUGACUGGUGCUUGAAGAUAUAGCUCUGGUGUAUUGACUUCUCUUUCUGCAAGAUUUACUCUGUUGAAACAUGAGGGCAGAUAAUGAUCAUGCGGUUGGAAACUCGGUAGAGAGUUGCAAAGAUGAGUCUAAGCCUCAGAACUAUCCUGAAGAGAAGUGGGAGGAGGCAGAGCUAAAGGUCCCGGAAAAUGGGAAGAGCGAUAACAAUGUGUGUGAGUUGUUCUAUGAUACAAGAACCGGCGAGGAAUGGGAUAAAGAUAAUGAUGUCAACCUUUCUUGUGAGGCUGGAAAGAAACUAGGAGCUGAUAAUAUCGAUGCUAAAAAUGCUUCUCUUGAGACAGUUGAUCCUGUGAUUUUCAUGGACAAGAACGUUACUGCCUGUGACUUGCCCGAGAUUGUAGUUUGCUACAAGGAGAGCACUUACCAUGUGGUGAAGGACAUAUGUGUAGAUGAAGGCGUGCCGGUUCAGGAGAAGUUCUUAUUCGGCGAGAAAGGCUCAGUGAAUUGUAGCUCAGAUUUAAACCAGUGUGAGUCAGAGGAUUUGGUGAAAGCAGACAAAGGAAUAGAAACCAAGUCCUCAGAAGAAGACAGAAACAGUGAAGUUAAUGAUGACUCUGAGCUUUGUAAUGAUCAUCCUAAGACAAACCAAGAUGUUGAAGAAUCUCCAAGAGAAGACUUUGCUGAUGCUGAAGGUACUAGCAGUUGCAAUCAAGAUCAUUUGAUUGUGACAGGAGAGGAGGGCAAGGACUCGCUCACAUCUGAAAGUUCUCAUGAGAUUGAAGUGGCUACAUUGGAGAAUAGUGUUCCAAAUGAAUCUAAAACUUUGGGAGAUAUUCUGUCAUGGGAAGAUGAACCAGAACCUCUUAACAACUUUAGUGAUAGACGUGAAGAACAAUCUCCACCUCAGCUUCAGGCAAUAUACAUUUCAUUGAUAAACUUUCAUGUGUGUGACUUGCAGGAGAAGGAAAGACAUGAGCCAAAAGAAGCAGAGGAGGAGCUUUCCUCUGUUCCUACAACAACCUCUCAAGAACCAAAUACAACUUUCUACGACCUUGAGAAGCCUGAAACUGACAAUCAACUACCAAAUUUGUUAGUGGGAGAUUCUUUGGAAGACAACAAACUUAUCUCCAGUGGAUUAUUUGGAGAGACAAGUUUCUCGGCAGCGGAAGCAGUUUCAAUCUCAGGUCAUAUAACAUACACAGGACCAAUUGCAUUCUCUGGAAGCCUCUCUGUUCGUUCUGAUGCAAGCACAACAAGUGGAAGAUCCUUUGCUUUCCCAGUAUUACAGUCAGAAUGGAACAGUAGUCCUGUAAGAAUGGCCAAACCAGAGAAGAGAAGACAGAAAGGAUGGAGACAGAUUCUUCUUUGCUGUAGAUCCUCUUGAUGAACUACUUCAAAAGCUACUUUACUUUGAAGCUCUAGAGGAAGAAGGAGAUAUGACAUUUUACAAUAUUUUUUUUUUAAAAAGGAUGUUCUAUAUUUUAAAUGCUGAAGUAAAUAUUUCUUUCUCUCUUUUUUUGGGUGGUUUAUAGUUAUGCCAUGGUGUGUGUAGUUGGCAUUUUGGAAGUAGUAUUAACAGCUAGGUGUUUUUGAGAUUGGUUAAAGAUGCAACAUGGUCGGUGUUAUGUAACCGAUGAGUUUAUUAUAACUUCAUUUUCAUU